Molecule: messenger RNA, 1780 nt
Organism: Meira miltonrushii
Lineage: Eukaryota; Fungi; Basidiomycota; Exobasidiomycetes; Exobasidiales; Brachybasidiaceae
Exons: 3
Coding region: 139-1596 (485 amino acids)
Molecular function (GO): actin binding
Source: RefSeq, a predicted model, not a curated record
UUUCCGGUGAUGUGAUUUCAUUGACAUCUGCAUGUGUAUGCGAAAGUACGGAGCGUUGUAUAUUUAUGUAUUCGUUCAUCAAAAAUUUGUAGCUAUAAACACAUCAUCCUCAAAGUCUUCUAUCGACGCAACUUGAAGAUGUCGGAGUGGCAAGUGAUCAACGACAACACCUUACAGCGUGAUCUCAAGGGAGCCGAAUUCCUGAUCAAUGCUACUGAGCAACAUCAAGGAGGAAAUUAUCAAUUGAUUUUCACAGUCACUCUUGACACCAAUAUACCUCACGAUCGACUGAGGACACGUUUUGGUCCUGCUUAUUUGGCAUUGAGGCGACAAUAUCCCCUCCUAGGAAUCGAAUAUGCCGCGGAGCAACUCGAAAAAGCAUCUUGUAAAGCGCUUCAGAACAGCAAAGAAGCGAAAGAAUGGCUAAAGCUAUCAACACAGACGGUCCAUAUCUCAACAUCAGACAGCGUAAACAAUUUUGGUAGAAGAGUGGCACAAGAACCUCUAAAAACGCCCAAUCGGGUAUGUAAGACAUACUUGGUUCUUGGUCCGAAACAAGGACAAGCUGGUUUGGUUUUGCAUACUUCACAUGCUCUCACCGGACAUUACAGUGUACGGGUGAUGGAUACCUUUGCCAAGCUGCUGGCUGAGGAGGAGUUCGAGAAGGGUAUAGAUGCUACGUUUGAGCCUGAAGAUCUCAAAUUACUCGCUUCGCGUCUUCCUGGAAGUCUUGAAGAUGCAUAUAAGAAAAAGUAUAAGCCUUCACCUGAUGAUAUAUCCGAAGAACUAAGAAAAAGGCAGACGAUAGCAAAUUCUGAGCAAACGCCUAAACUUGGGAUUCCCGUACACCGUUCCUUUGCGAAUCGAAGAAGCUUGAUGCAAAAUUUACUGGUACAAUUUGACAAAUAUGAAUCAAAACGGAUCCUUUCUGGUAUAAAACGAAUGGGGAUCUCACCAACUACUGCAGUAUUUGCUUCGAUCUUGUGUGCAACGCAUAAGCUUUUUCCGGGGCAAAAUCGAGGAUUUAAAGGAUGUACGCUGAACUUUAGCACACAUGCGUCAAGAUAUCUUCCAUGCGAAGGUCAAACAGGAGAGCCAGUCGUAUCCAUGGCUAUCGUUCCUAGCGCAAUAUGGAUUCCAACAAAAGCUCAAGAUUUUGAAAAGGCGGAUAGCACAGUAAUCUUGAAAUUUGCUAAGAUCAUAGCGAAAGAACAAGAUGAAUUUCUCAAAUCACCUCAUUCAAUGGCAUAUGCUUCGGAAAUAGCGCAAAUGCUAAAAAGCAGCCCGUCAGCUGGAACUCAAGAGACUCAAAUAGAGAAGAGCAAUGCAGUAUUGACAUCACAAGGUCCUAUGCCGAUCUCGUAUGGGCACCAAAACGGUGCUAACCAAAUCAAGAUCGUUGACUAUAAUCAUUUCGGAAGGAACACGGAUCCUACAGUCUGCUUUGCCCUUUACUCUGUUCAUGCGUCAUUACGCAUCGCCACAAUCUCUGAUGAAAAGUUCUUCGAAGUUGCACUAGUUGACAAGGUCUUAAGAACGGUCGGAGAUAUUAUACGUGGUUUACAGGUCGAAGUUCAAGAUAGUGCUCGUUUGUAGUAGAUGACAUUCAUUCCCAAAUUAAAGAUACCAAGUAAGUAUGUAUAAAGAUGUACAAUAUUAAAGAUUCGAUUUGAUGAUUAUAUGUGUGGAAAAAAGUGUAUUCUAUAGAUUACUCUUCUCCAUAUCUCCCAAAAGUGUCAGUGGCGUUGAAAGUCCAGAUGAAACGGAUGAAAUUGAUGGU